CGGAAAGCUUCUUAUCAUUCUACUGGAUCACCAUCGUAUCGUGCUUCCCCUGCGGUACUCUACGAUCACCGAACAACCCACGACACUAUCUCGAUCGCUGCUUCACUGGGGGUGUUUUCAUCCCUGGCGGCCCUCCCGUUGCAGCAUGUUGUUUUCGGCGUUGCCCUUCCUCGUCCCGUCGGCGCUCGCCGCUCAGCCCUCCGCGCCGUCCCCCAUCUCCGGUCCCCUGCGAGACCUCGAGUUCGGACAACUGAAUUUCCUCCAUACCACCGAUACUCAUGGCUGGCUGGCUGGUCAUUUGCAGGAGCCAUCCUUUUCGGCGGACUGGGGUGACUAUAUCUCCUUCUCGGAGCGUAUGCGGGAAAAGGUAGAAGCCCGGGGACAAGACUUGCUGGUCAUAGAUACGGGCGACCGCGUCGAGGGCAAUGGUCUUUAUGAUUCGUCCGAGCCCAAAGGUGUUUAUCUCUCGGAGAUUCUCCGCCAUCAACAUAUCGAUGUGAUCACCUCGGGAAACCAUGAACUAUACAAGCAGAACACUUCGGAGUCCGAGCUUCUAUACACCGUACCUAACUUCCGGGGCAAAUAUCUCGCCUCGAAUAUUGACAUCUACCAUCCCGAGACGGGCGAGCUGGUCCCGUUGGCUCCCCGGUACAAGAAAUUUACUACUAAACAGCAGGGCAUUCGCAUCGUAGCAUUCGGCUUCUUGUUUGAUUUUACCGGCAACUACAAUAAUACGGUGGUGCAACGCGUGGAGGAUACGAUCAAAGAGGACUGGUUUCAAGAAGCCAUCCGGGACCACGAAGUCGAUCUCUUCCUAGUGGCCGGUCAUGUCCCCGCCCACUCGUCAGAGUAUCGGGCGAUCUACCAGGAGAUUCGCGGGAUCCGGUGGGACACGCCGAUCCAGUUCUUCGGUGGACAUCAGCAUAUCCGUGACUAUGCAAAGUACGAUUCCAAAGCCGUUGCGCUGGCCAGUGGGCGGUUCAUGGAGACCAUUGGAUUCAUGUCGAUCGAUGGACUUUCUACCAGUAAUGGACCAAGCAAGACAUCGCAGCCCAUCUUUAACCGGCGCUAUAUUGACAACAAUCUCUUUUCUUUCUACCAUCACACGGGACUUGAUGCGGACUCUUUCCCAACUAAGAAGGGCCGCAAGGUCUCUCGGCUGAUCUCCGAGUCGCGGACUGCACUGCAGCUUGAUCAGGUCCAUGGCUGCGCGCCCAAGGAUUUGUGGAUGUCAAGAGUCCCAUACCCAAACCCCGACAGCAUCUAUACCUGGCUGGAGACCGAGGUGCUGACCCAGACGUUGAAAGACGAAGCUCGGGGCGAGAGGCCAUCCGUGGCCAUCCUGAACUCGGGUGCUAUCCGCUUCGAUAUCUUCAAGGGUGUCUUUACCCAGGAUACUACCUGGACCAUCUCCCCAUUCACCAAUGGAUUCCGCUAUGUAAAGGACGUUCCGUACGAGAAGGUCCAGCUGAUUAUGGAGGUUCUUAACAAACAGACCAAGAUCCUGACCGCUUUGCAAGACGAGACAGAGCCCUCGUUACUCCCUCUAGCAUCCCCCGAGCAGCUUGCGCGUCCCGAGACUAACGUGGAUGACGACGAAACUUCAGGCCAGCGGCAUACCGUUGACAUGAGCGGCUCAAGCCAGCUGCCGCUGUCUGCCUCUAACACUGUUGGCAAAAUUCUGCCAGGAUACACCACCAAGGAUGACGCCGGCGAAGAUGGAGACGAUACCAUCCACGCGCCGAUCUCCUUCUACAAGGUACCCAACUGUAUUCAAGCCUUGAUCUCCGCCAAUUCUUCCGAUGUCCCGAAGAAGGUAGAUCUGGUUUAUAUUGAGUUUGUGCAACCGUACCUGGCACUGGCUGCCAAGUUUGCUGGUCUUGAAAUCGAUUUCGUCAAGGAGAGCGACGUGUAUAUGCCGAAUGUCACUUUGACGGAUCUCAUCCUGGAAUGGGUGAGGAAGCACUGGAAGUGCGAGUGAUGCUGAAUUAGAUUUGUCUCUAGCUUUGUUUCCUUGUUCUUACAACUAAUGUUAUCAUGCAUGCUUUAUGCAUAUUCCUACACAGACUUUACUCAGCGGCUGCCGUCGCCUUAGUGAUACUGAGGUAAAUCAUAGACAUUGCCCAUGUAUAUAUCACUUUAAUCAGAAAAUUAUGGUACACUAAAUCCCUUUACUCUGGGGAAUAUUUACUCAUCGCCACCAGUAAAGGUAAACACUCCCUUACCACUGCGAUAUCCUCCCAAAGUACCCUGGACGCUCUCUGCAAGCUGCGCCCCCUCAGCCUCCCAUUUCCACUCCACGUUAUCAACGGGGAUGUCCUUGAACCGACCAGAGCGAGUCAACUGCAAGACGUCCUUGAUCGUGUUCUCCUUCAGCGCCGGGUUCUUAUCACCCCACUUGCUCACCCAGAACCCAUCAAAGGUCAAGUUCUUGAAGAUCAACAAGCCCGAAGGCAGAGCCACGGGCUGUUUCGACAUGGCACCGUAAGUAACCAUAUGCGAGUCCGGCGCCAGAGUCUUCGCCAACGCCGUGGCAUUCUUACCACCAACACAGUUCAGCGCCAGCCGAAUAGGCUCACGGCCCUGACGCGUAAACUCAUGAACCAUAUCCCUAAAUCCACCCGUCAACAUCUCUUCCUCCGUCACAACGGCGGUAGCACCCAAAUCCUUAAGCUCCUGCUUCAACGCCUCGGUCUCCUCGGGCGUCUUCCGGCCCCGAACCACAUUCAAAGAUUUAAUCCCCCACUCCCGACAAAGCUGGAUAGCCGCACGUCCAACACCGCUAUUCGCACCAUUCUGAAUAAGCCACUCCUCCCCAGCACGCAUCCAAUCCCACUCGCAGAAAUCCCGGAUCAUCCGGUACGCAGUCACCGGGUUCACGCUAACGGUACCAACCUGCAACGGGGUGAGUCCGUCCUUGUUCUCGAUGCGGAUGAGCUGGGAUUCGUCGAGUUGAGCGUGCGUCCGCCAGGUACCCUGACCCGUGCGCUUCAUAAUCACCCAGUCUCCCUUGGAAAGAUUCUUGACUCCCGCGCCCGUGGAGAUUACCUCGAAGGCACCUUCGUUUCCGCCGACGGCGGCAGGCUCGGCGGUGCCCAGGGAGGUCUCGAAGGGUGGCUUGCUGGGGUAUACGCCUUGGAUUUGGUUGACGUCGGCUGGGUUCAUGGGUGCGGCGAGGAGGCGUAGGUUCACCUGGGUGCCGUGGGGUGCGGAGAUGGAGUGUUUGUGCAGACUGGUUCAGUGUUAGGAUUCGUUGAUUGACAUUGCGCUUGGUAGAUAUUGCAGAGCGCAUGGAAAGGAAGUUGAGUCGCGACUGACCUGAGAACAUCCUUCGGCUCACCAUAUUUGGAGUAUACUAGGGCCUUGGCUUGUGUGUAGCCGUACAUGGAGAUGUACCGGCGGCCGUGGAUGGGGAGUGUGGAGCUACUGCUGGUGCAUGGAGCUACAGCCUGAGCUUUGCCGGUCGCAGCGAGGCUCGCGGCGCGAGCUGCGCCCGGAAGGUGAGAGCUUUGAGUAGCAGCUCGAAUUGCGCUACGUGAUAGCAUUGUGGGGUAUAUAAAGGGUUGUAGGGGAA
Molecule: messenger RNA, 3574 nt
Organism: Penicillium brasilianum
Lineage: Eukaryota; Fungi; Ascomycota; Eurotiomycetes; Eurotiales; Aspergillaceae
Source: the annotation of a GenBank genome assembly